This is a messenger RNA of Lactuca virosa, 2055 nucleotides long. NCBI's taxonomy places the organism in Eukaryota, Viridiplantae, Streptophyta, Magnoliopsida, Asterales, Asteraceae. The record is from the annotation of a GenBank genome assembly.
AUGCAGAAAUCUCUCAUGAACGCAUCAUCAACUACAAUUUUCUGCGUGUAUGGCUUAGUGGCCACAAAGGUGAAGAUAAAGCUGAGUAGUUCAUAUAUCCUUUCGGACCAUAAAAGUUUCCUUCUUGAUUGCAACCAACCAAUUAUACCCUUAAUUAAGUUUGUUUUUCCAGAAAUAUCAAGAGGAAAGAUGAAGUUUAUGCGACUUGGGACAAGGCCAGACAACUUUUAUACAGAAGAAGCCAUCCGGACUGUAGUUUCAGACUUACCAAGUGAUCUAACCAUACGUGUCAACAACAUCACCUAUCUUCUCCAUAAGUUGCAGUUUCCACUUGUUCCAAAGUGCGGCCUCUUACAGAGACUUUGCUCUAAUAGGGGGGAUUCCAGCAGACUGACACUGGAGCUUCAUGAUAUCCCUGGAGGUGAAGAUGCUUUUGAGCUGUGCGCUAAGUUUUGCUAUGGGAUCACUAUUGAUCUCAGUGCCCAUAACUUUGUGUCAGCAAUAUGCGCUGCUAAGUUCCUGCAGAUGACAGAAUCUAUUGAGAAAGGAAACUUUGUCUCAAAGCUAGAGAUGUUCUUCCACUCAUGCAUCCUUGAAGGGUGGAAAGAUUCAAUUGUCACACUGCAAACAACUGGAAAGCUGCCUGAAUGGUCUGAAAAUCUUGGGAUUAUCAGAAAAUGCAUGGAUUCUAUUGUCGAGAAAAUACUCACUCCACCCACCAAGGUUAGAUGGUCAUACACUUACACGAGAGAUGGGUAUGCAAAAAAGAAGCAUCAUCAAUCGGCACCUAAAGAUUGGUGGACAGAAGAUAUAGCAAAUCUUGAUAUAGACCUAUUCAGAUGCGUACUUAAUACCGUGAAAUUAACUAACAUGUUGCCACCACAACUUAUUGGUGAAUCUUUGCAUGUUUAUGCAUCACUUUGGCUUACAAGGAGUACACCCGACCCUGAAACCUCAGUAGAAUCUUCAAGCAAAAAAAGACUACUUGAGACUAUCAUUAGCAUGAUUCCAGAAGAUAGAGGAUCUGUUUCUGUUGGAUUCCUGUUGAAACUCCUUAAUUUAGCAAGUAUUUUAAAGGCAUCACCAGUGAUCAAGACACAACUAAUUAAGCAAUCUAGUUUGCAAUUAGAGGAUGCGACACCAAGCGAUUUGUUGUUACUUUCAUCCGGAUCUUCUGAUGAUAAUAAUAAUAAUAAUCACAUCCAUGAUAUUGACUUGGUUAAAGCUGUUGUGGAGAGUUUUAUCAUGCGAUGGAGACGAAAAUCAUAUUCUAGACAAGAUUUGAUUAUAAAAGUUGGAGAACUUAUCGACUCUUAUCUUCAAAUAGUUGCAAGGGAUGUGAAUAUGCCAGUACAGAAAGUACUGUCGCUUGCAAAAGCUUUACCUGAAUUUGCUCGCCCUGAGCAUGACAAUCUGUACAAAGCAAUCGACGUCUAUCUACAGGAACAUCCUCAAACGAGCAAGGAAGAGAAGAAGCAGCUCUGCAGUAUUAUAGAUUGCCAAAAACUGUCCCCAGGAGUUUGUGCUCACGUUGUGAAAAACGAAAGACUUCCAGUGAGAACGGUGAUGCAAGUCCUCUUCUUUGAGCAAGAGAGAAGUGGCAGCAAGGCAACAACAAGACAAGAUUUUCAACAUUCUGUAACACAAUCCAAAACUCAACAAUAUGACAGACGAAAAACAAUUUCUGAGGAUCACCUGAAAAGUUUACAAUUAGGCUCCAGUGAUGCUAUAAGAAGUAAGACUCCUGAUAGCACAAGACAAAAAUCUGAACCAGAAUCGAAGCACAAGUCAAGGAGGACAAAGGUUGUGGGAAUGGGAUCCCAGAUAGUAGAGGAAGGAAGUAAACUGGAUUCCAGGAAGACAGGGAUACAAACAAGUAGAUCAGGUGAUGGUGAUAAUAAAGGCAGACAGAGGUAGAAGAUCGACACCUCCGACAAUUAGUUCUUACCAAAACCCAAGGCCAUGCAUAAAACCAACCUUUCUUAAUAUUCCAUAUAUGAAAAAGCCAAAUGGUGGAGGAUUUAAAGUCAGUGGAGUUAUGUAUUGGCAUAUGGG